AUGGAGAGAAAUUUUAAAUUGCGAGCCGCUUUGCUUUGGACUAUUAAUGACUUUCCUGGUUAUGCAAUGCUCUCCGGUCUGAGCACCAAAGGCUAUAUGGCAUGCCCUAUAUGCAUUGAUUCAACUCCUUCUGAAAAAUUUGGGAGUAAGACUUGUUAUUGUGGGUAUCGAAAAUGGCUUCCAUCAUGUCAUCCAUAUCGAUUUGAGAGUGACAGUUUUAACGGAAGAGAAGAGCAUGGUGAAGCUCCACCUCGGCCUAGUGGGACUGACAUAUUGGGGCUACAAGAAAAGGUUGGGUAUGUUUAUGGGAAGGCAUCAAAAAGAAAGAGAGGUAACGAGAGUAACAAUGAAGAAGAUGUUGUCAUUGGUACCAAGAGAAGCAUAUUUUAUAAUUUAGAGUAUUGGGAACAUAAUUUGUUGAGGCAUAAUCUAGAUGUAAUGCACAUAGAAAAAAAUGUGUGUGACAAUAUUUUAAAUACUCUCUUAAAUACCGAUAAAAGCAGAGAUAAGAAGGAUGAUCGAGAUGCCCUUCAAGGAUGUGGCAUAAAGCCACAUCUUUGGGUUCAAGAUAAUCAUAUGCCUUCAACUUCUUAUUCUAUGUCUGUAGAGGAGAAAGAGAGGUUCUUAAAAGUUUUACAAAAACUCAGAGUCCCUGAUGGCUAUGGAUCUAACCUUUCUAGAUGCGUGAACAUGAAGCAAAGAAGGUUGAUUAACCUUAAGAGCCAUGACAACCAUGUUUUGAUGCAAGAUAUCCUUCCCGUCGCAUUAAGAGCUUCUAAUGCAACAAAAGUAAUUGAUUUGCUUGCAAAAUUGUCUUACUUUUUCAAGCAAUUAUGCUCCACUGCUAUUGAUCCUGAUGAUCUAGAUGCUCUUCAAGAAGGAAUUGUAUUAACCCUUUGUGAGUUGGAAAUGGAGUUUUUGCCUUCAUUUUUCACAAUCAUGGUUCAUUUGCUAAUUCACUUAGUGGAAGAGGUUAAACUCGAUGGGCCAGUACAGUACAGAUGGAUGUAUCCCAUUGAGAGGUACUUGGCCCAUCUAAAGUCACAUGUAGCUAAUAAAGCCCAACCUGAUGGGUCAAUUGCAGAAGGCUACCUUUUAGAGGAGACCAUUAGGUUUUGUUCAAGAUAUCUUGAAGGUGUUAAGACCGUCUUUAACAAACCUAAACGAAUUGAUGAUGAUAGUCCCAAUUCUGGAAAAUGCUUGUGUAAUUCUGGCGGUCGAGUAAUUGGGAAAGAAGUCAAUUUCCGUCUAGAUGACAAAAGCCUAAAACAAGCUCAUCGUUAUGUUUUACUGCAUCAUUCUGAUGAAAUUCAAGAUCUUCUCGAAGAAUUUUUAAAUCUAAAGCGACAAAUGAAUACACAUAACCCAAUCACUGAAAGUGAUGAAAGUGAUUGGAUCAUCAACGAGUUUGGAGAGUGGUUGCGAAGUCAGGUACACUCAAUAGAUGAAUCCACCGAAGAUGGGAAACUUAGAAAAAUUCUGGCAGGGGGAUUGAAUUGUUAUGGUAGAAAAAUGAAGGGCUUUAUGAUCAAUGGGUAUAAAUUUCAGAUCAUGGACCGUGAUAGCCGUUUGACUUCCCAAAAUUCUGGAAUCAUGGUUGAAGCAGAUGGAGAAGCAUACUAUGGGAAAGUGAAGGAUAUAUAUGAAUUGGACUAUUAUGGGACUUACAAAGCUAUAUUGUUUCAUUGUGUUUGGGUAGACAUACAUAGGGGUGUUAAAUCAGAUCAAAAUGGCUCUAUAUGUGUUAAUUUCUCUAAGUUGAUGCAUUCAGGAAGAAAUUUGCAAGAUGAUCCUUUUAUUUUCUCAUCUCAAGUAAAACAGGUUUUCUACAUUGAAGAUGAGAUACGAAAAGGUGUAGAACUUCCUGUCAAAAAGAGAGAGAACGAAGAGGUUUAAUUAGGUGCCUCAUAAUGAGUUGCAGAAGUAAAAGAACUGCUUUACCCCCUGGCGAGGCUCAAUUUCUUUAAAUAAGCAGCCCACUUCGACAUCCUUACAGUCUAAGUCCAGCCAUAUUGCAGUGUCACAAUCCAACUUUUCAGAGUCUUCUAACCAAUCCACCCAAUGGGGACCAUUUAGCCCUCCAACACUUGGAAGAUCACAAACGUUUGGGCACAUAUCGCAACCAAACAAAUCUUCUAUUAAUGCAUCAAAACCCACAUCUACAUCAUCUUCAUCUGUAGCUGCUGCAUCAGAAGCAGGUAUGCCAACUAUAAUGCCAUCAAACUCCCAACAAAAGAUGUCAUCAAAACCUCCUUUAACCCCAUCACAACCUAGAUCGUAUCCUAUGUUACAAUCUGUAACACCACAAACAUCACAACUCCCUCUUAAAGAAACACUACAGCCUCACAAAGGAACAAUUCAACCUACUAAACCAUCAAAGCAUCAUAAGGCUACAGAGCAUCCGACUAUUCCACCUUUUACUAAAGCUAAAACUGGUGCACUUCCGUCACAAGAAACAACACAAGUCCCUCAUAAAGAAACAACUCAGCCGACUAAAGCAUCAAAGCAACCUCAAAAAGCUACCGAACAUCCGAGUAAACAACCUUUUCCUGGAGCUAAAACAGGUGCACUGCCGGUGGGAGCUUCACAAUAACCUAUUGUCUCUUCUUUGACUGGAGCUAAAUCCCAAUUAGAAAGAAGAGUUGUUUCACCCCUGGAAGCUAUGCAACAAACUCAAAAGAAGCAUCCUAUGACGUCUUCUAAUUUUGGAGGUGAACCCUUGACACAACCUCAAAUGAAUACAACUUGUUCAACGGGACUCCAAAAGGAUAAGUCUCCUGCAUAUAUUCAUGCUGAAAGCAACAAGAGGUUAAAUUUUGACUCUGACGAACCUGAAUCUCAAUCAGAGAGUGAAGAAGAGUUGCAUGAGUCAGGUGGAGUGGACAGUGGUGUGAAAAGAACAAAAUUUAGACGCCGAAGUAUUGUGAAAAAUUGGCCAGAGCAUGUCAAGUUUGAUGAGGAAGAAGAGGUUGUGGCAUUUGGUAAGUGUAAAUGCAUAUUUAAUAUUAUGUGCUUUGUUUUUUUCCUUUUCGAAUGUUUUUUUUUUUAUUGUUUAACACUUAUCUAAUUUCAUUGUUU
This is a messenger RNA of Chenopodium quinoa (quinoa), 3078 nucleotides long. RefSeq lists its product as uncharacterized. The transcript is spliced from 6 exons. The record is from RefSeq and is a predicted model, not a curated record. Lineage: Eukaryota; Viridiplantae; Streptophyta; Magnoliopsida; Caryophyllales; Amaranthaceae. Bases 1 to 1896 code for a protein of 631 amino acids.